Molecule: messenger RNA, 14830 nt
Organism: Planococcus citri (citrus mealybug)
Lineage: Eukaryota; Metazoa; Arthropoda; Insecta; Hemiptera; Pseudococcidae
Gene: Dhc64C
Product: dynein heavy chain, cytoplasmic
Exons: 62
Coding region: 228-14321 (4697 amino acids)
Biological process (GO): microtubule-based movement
Cellular component (GO): axonemal dynein complex
Molecular function (GO): dynein intermediate chain binding; dynein light intermediate chain binding; ATP hydrolysis activity
Source: RefSeq, a predicted model, not a curated record
GCGCCAUCUGUCUUGAGCAACCUGUACUAUCAUUCCGCCACCCAAGAUUCCUAACAAGAUUCGUCAUUAUUUGAAAAUUGAAUAUUGAAUUGAAAAUUUCGCGAAACAGAAAAUCACCGAUAUUUUUCAUUUAUAGGAGUGGGUCGAAUCGAAGAACAUCAACAUGAUAUAGAAAAAACUCCGAUCGGAAUUAGAAUUCAAGUAAUUUCUUGCUCUCGUCACCCAAAAUGGGAGAUUCGUUGGAUAAUACCACCCUGGAGCAAAAUUCCGAAGAUCAUUCGACAUCUAUCAUAGAUGCCAAUGUUUUCCUAUCCUAUUUGAAGAAGCUAAUCACGGUGUUACUUCAAGAAGAAGGCGAAGAUCUGAAUACCGCUCUAAAUGUGGCGUUCGAAGACCGUUCAACUCUAGAAUGCAUCAAGAAAUUUCUAUCCGAUUCUCAAGUUCAAUCUUUGUUCAUUCAAAAAGGAAGCAACAAAGAUGACGAAGCUGAACCCGGUACCGAAAACGAAGAAGACAAAGAACUCAUCACCGUUCUCAUAUCUAACGCGGUUCAUUUCACUAAUCCGAAGAUGAGCAGUAUGGCUUUGAUCAAACGAAGCACUGUCGUCGAGGCGGAUAAAUCUUUGAACUCGCAAAUUCGUAUUAUCAAUUUUAGCGAAGGGUCUCCGUACGAAACGCUUCACGCAUUUAUUAGCAAAACUAUGGCUCCGUAUUUUAAAAGUUACGUUAGAGAAACCGGACGCGUCGAUAGAGACGGUGAUAAAAUGGCACCAUCGGUUGAAAAGAAAAUGGUCGAAUUGGAAAUGGGAUUACUACAUCUUCAACAGAACAUCGAUAUACCUGAAAUAUCUCUAAUAAUUCAUCCUGUAGUUGCUACUGUGAUUAAAAAAUGCGCCGAAGAGAAUCGCAAACCUAAAGUUGCUGAUUUUGGCGAUAAAGUCGAAGAUUCAACUUUUCUCAAUCAGUUGCAAAAUGGCGUUAAUCGAUGGAUUAAAGAAAUCCAAAAGGUGACUAAACUCGAUCGUGAUCCAUCAAACGGUACUGCUCUUCAAGAGAUCAGUUUUUGGUUGAACUUGGAACGAGCUUUGCACAGAAUUCAAGAAAAACGAGAAAGUAUCGAGGUAGCUCUCACGUUAGAUAUCUUGAAACAUGGAAAAAGAUUCCAUGCUACUGUCAGUUUCGAUACAGAUACAGGAUUGAAACAAGCUUUAGCUACUGUCAACGAUUACAACCCGUUAAUGAAAGAUUUUCCAAUCAAUAAUCUGCUAUCGGCCACCGAAUUAGAUCGUAUUCGCGAAGCUGUGCAACAGAUUUUCCAGCAUUUGCGUAAAAUUCGUAGCACCAAGUAUCCUAUGCAACGUGCAUUGAAACUAGUCGAAGCCAUUUCUAGAGAUUUGAAUACUCAAUUGUUAAAAGUCUUGGGAACUCGUAGGCUAAUGCAUAUUCCAUUUGACGAAUUCGAAAAAGUUAUGGCUCAAUGCUACAGCGUAUUUUCGUGCUGGGAUGACGAAUACGAUAAGCUUCAAGCUUUACUUAGAGACGUCGUUAAAAAGAAGCGCGAAGAACAAUUAAAAAUGGUAUGGAGAAUGUCCCCAGUACACAAACGUUUACAAACUCGCAUGGAGCACAUGCGUCGUUUCCGGCAUCAACACGAACAACUGAGAACUGUAAUAGUUCGUGUUCUACGCCCGAACAUUGGAACUACUCCUGAUCGUGCUGAUGGCGAUCAAAUUAUGAAUCCUGGAUCUAACGAGCAACUCGACGAGUCUGCUUUCGAUUCAGCUGAUUCGAGCGCCAUCGAGGAGGUGAACUUGGCCUAUGAGAAUGUAAAAGAAGUAAAUUGCUUGGAUAUGACUCGAGAGGGUCAAGAAGCUUGGGAUGCGGCUGUGAACAGAUACGAAGAACGGAUAGAUCGAGUUGAAGCUCGAAUCACUGCUCAUCUUAGAGAUCAACUUGGCACUGCGAAAAAUGCCAACGAAAUGUUUCGUAUUUUUUCGCGAUUCAACGCGUUGUUUGUUCGACCUCAUAUUCGAGGAGCCAUACGUGAAUACCAAACGCAACUUAUCCAAAGGGUCAAGGAUGAUAUUGAAGCUUUACACGAGAAAUUCAAAAUUCAGUAUCCUUUGAGUAAAUCUUUCCGCAUGAGUCAAUCGAGGGAUUUACCUCCAAUUUCCAGUUCUAUAAUUUGGGCUAAACAGAUCGAUCGCCAAUUAACCAUGUACUUAAACCGAGUCGAAGCAGUAUUAGGUAAAGGUUGGGAGAACCAUAUCGAAGGUCAGAAAUUAAAAGCAGACGGUGACAGUUUCCGCCUAAAAUUAAACACGCAAGAAAUCUUCGAUGAUUGGGCUCGUAACGUGCAACAACGAAAUUUAGGCGUCAAUGGUAGAAUUUUCACCGUCGAAAGUACUCGGUCUCGGACCGGACGAGGAAAUGUUAUGAAAUUGAAGGUGAACUUUUUACCCGAAAUUAUCACCUUGUCCAAGGAAGUGAGAAAUUUGAAAAAUUUAGGAUUCCGAGUACCAUUGGCCAUCGUAAAUAAAGCUCAUCAAGCUAAUCAACUUUACCCCUUUGCUAUCUCGUUAAUCGAGAGCAUUCGUACUUACGAAAGAACUUUGGAAAAGCUCUCACAAAGGAGUUACGCUCCAAACGCGUCUGGAAAGAUGGAAGAUAAAACCAGUAUUAUUCCUCUAGUGGCUGGAUUACGUAAAGAAGUACAAUCGUUAAUAGCUGAAGGCAUCCAACUCGUUUGGGAGAGUUACAAAUUGGAUCAAUACGUACAACGGCUCGCCGAACAAGUUUUCAACUUCCAAGAAAAAGUUGAAGAUUUAUUGGUCGUUGAAGAACAACUGGACGUCGAUGUUCGGUCACUGGAAACUUGCCCAUACUCGGCUAACACUUUGGCUGAUAUUUUGGCCAAAAUACAGCACGCCAUAGAUGAUUUGUCUUUGAGACAGUAUUCCAAUUUACACAUUUGGGUGAACCGAUUAGAUCAAGAAGUUGAGAAAAAUCUAGCUGCGAGGCUUCAAGCCGGAAUUCAAGCUUGGACUGAUGCUCUAGAGGGUAAAAAGAAGGAUAUAGAUUUGAGUAUGGAUACAGAUGCUCCAGCUCAACCUACUCAUAAGCCUGGUGGCGAGCCACAGAUUUAUGUUCUAGUCCACGAAGUAAGAAUCACGAACCAGAUCAUGUAUCUGUUCCCAAGUGUGGAUGAAGCUCGAGUUCACAUUCUGCAACAGUUGUACGCUUGGCAGGCUAUCGUCACAUCGCAGACUCGUUUACAGAGUACUAGAUAUCAAGUUGGAUGGGAUUGUCCCACUCAUGAAACGUAUAGAAAUUUAAUCACCAAGUUGCCUACCGGUAGUGCUGUCAUGGGAAGUGCUUACGAAGCUAUCGAUAACAAAAUUAAACAAAUUAAAGAAUACGAACAAGAAUGGCUUCAAUAUCAAGCCUUGUGGGAUUUGCAAACCGAUAUGUUGUACAAUAAAUUAGGCGAAGAUAUUAAUUUAUGGAUGAAAUGCUUGAAAGAUGUCAAAAAAUCUCGUACGACUUUCGAUACGACAGAAACUCGUCGUGAAAUUGGACCCUUUGUCGUCGAUUACGCCAAAGUCCAGAGUAAAGUAUCCCUCAAAUACGAUUCCUGGCAUAAAGACAUUCUAACCAAAUUCGGAGCUCUGUUAGGCAACGAGAUGAUCACGUUCCAUGGUCAAAUAUCUAAAUCUCGUAACGACCUCGAACAACAAUCCAUCGAAGCAGCCAGCACCUCGGACGCGGUCUCCUUCAUCACCUACGUCCAAGCACUGAAACGUAACCUGAAAAGCUGGGAAACCCAAGUAGAAAUUUACCGCGAAGGUCAGAAAAUCCUCGAACGACAACGCUUCCAUUUCCCCAACAACUGGCUACACGUCGACAACAUCGAAGGCGAAUGGGGCGCCUUCAAUGAAAUCAUGAAACGUAAAGAUUCCUCGAUUCAAGCUCAAGUUCAAAGCCUCCAGAUGAAAAUCGUCGCGGAAGACAAAGCCGUCGAAACCCGAACCAAUGACUUCCUAAACGAUUGGGAACGCAGUAAACCCGUCGAAGGAAGUACUCGACCCGACGACGCUCUCCAACAACUUCAAAUGUUCGAGUCGAAAUUCGCUCGAUUGAAAGAAGAACGCGAUAACGUUGCCAAAGCGAAAGAAGCGUUAGAGUUACAAGACCCUGGCGGAAUCAGCACCAACGACGAUCGUAUGACGGUGGUGUUCGAAGAGUUACAAGAUUUACGUGGAGUCUGGUCCGAGUUGAGUCGUAUUUGGGCGCAGAUCGAUGAAAUCCGAGAAAAACCCUGGUUGUCCAUUCAACCUCGUAAACUUCGUCAACAACUCGAUACGUUAACUACGCAGUUGAAAGAGCUACCGGCUAGAUUGAGACAGUAUUCAUCGUACGAGUACGUGAAACGACUUUUGCAAGGAUACAGCAAAGUCAACAUUAUGGUUGUCGAGUUGAAAUCAGACGCUUUGAAAGAACGUCACUGGAAACAACUGAUGAAAAAGCUUCGCGUCAACUGGGUUUUAUCUGAUUUAACUCUGGGACAAGUUUGGGACGUUGAUUUACAAUCCAACGAAUCGAUCGUCAAAGAAAUCAUUCUAACUGCUCAAGGAGAAAUGGCAUUGGAAGAAUUCUUACGCCAAGUACGAGAAUCCUGGCUGUCUUACGAGUUGGAUUUGAUCAAUUACCAGAAUAAAUGUCGUCUUAUCAGAGGCUGGGAUGAUCUUUUCAAUAAAGUCAAAGAACAUAUUAAUUCAGUCGCUGCGAUGAAACUCUCGCCGUAUUAUAAAGUAUUCGAAGAAGAAGCCUUAUCCUGGGAAGAGAAACUGAACCGUAUUAACGCCCUGUUCGACGUAUGGAUCGACGUGCAAAGACGAUGGGUCUAUUUAGAAGGUAUAUUUUCCGGUAGCGCCGAUAUUAAAACAUUAUUACCAGUCGAAACGUCCAGAUUCCAGAGCAUCAGCUCGGAUUUCUUGGGAUUGAUGAAAAAAGUCUCGAAAUCACCCAAAGUAAUGGACGUACUGAAUAUACAAGGUGUCCAAAGAUCAUUGGAACGUUUAGCCGAUCUCUUGGGUAAAAUUCAGAAAGCGCUGGGAGAAUAUUUAGAACGUGAAAGAACCUCGUUCCCCAGAUUUUACUUCGUAGGAGACGAAGAUCUUCUGGAAAUUAUCGGUAACACCAAAAAUAUCGCCCGAUUACAGAAACAUUUCAAGAAAAUGUUCGCCGGAGUUUCGUCCAUCUUGUUAAACGAUGAUAAUACAAUAAUUACUGGUAUUUCAUCUCGUGAAGGCGAAGAGGUCAAGUUUAUCACGCCAGUAUCGAUCAUAGAACACCCGAAAAUCAACGAAUGGCUCACAAUGGUAGAGAAAGAGAUGAGAGUCACCUUAGCUUCGUAUUUAGCUCAAGCUGUUCAAGAAAUGAAACAUUUCAAAGACGGUAACAUCGACACGGUUACUUAUAUGAAUUGCUGCGAUAAAUACCAAGCCCAGAUCGUCGUAUUAGCCGCUCAAAUCAUAUGGAGCGAAGACGUAGAAGCCGCUUUGCAAGCGAUUAGUAACUCCGAUGGUAAAUCUGGCUCAUUGCAGCCUCUAGAAAAAGUUCUCACUCAAGUGGAAGGCACUUUGAACAUGUUAGCCGAUUCUGUACUCCAAGAACAGCCUGCUCUUCGUAGAAAGAAACUGGAGCAUUUAAUCAACGAAUUCGUACACAAGAGAACAGUCACCAGGAGACUUCUGUCGAGCGGUGUGAAUAACCCCAGAUCAUUCGAAUGGCUCAGCGAGAUGCGUUUCUAUUUCGAUCCGAAACAAAGCGAAGUCUUGAGACAACUCACAAUACACAUGGCUAAUGCGAAAUUCUAUUACGGAUUCGAGUACCUAGGUGUGCAAGAUCGUCUGGUCCAAACACCGUUGACAGACAGGUGCUAUUUAACGAUGACCCAAGCCCUAGAAGCACGACUGGGUGGUUCACCUUUCGGACCAGCCGGUACUGGAAAAACUGAAUCGGUCAAAGCCCUCGGACAUCAGCUGGGUAGAUUCGUGCUGGUCUUCAACUGCGACGAAACGUUCGAUUUCCAAGCCAUGGGUAGGAUUUUCGUCGGUUUGUGCCAAGUCGGAGCGUGGGGAUGUUUCGACGAAUUCAACAGAUUGGAAGAGAGAAUGUUAUCGGCUGUCUCGCAGCAAAUUCAAACUAUUCAGGAGGCGUUGAAAUCGCAACAAGAUGCCAAAAAAGAAGGCAGCCUUACCGUCGAGCUGGUCGGUAAACAGGUCAAAGUGUCGGUUGAUAUGGCCAUAUUCAUCACCAUGAAUCCGGGUUACGCUGGAAGAUCCAAUUUACCCGAUAAUUUGAAGAAAUUGUUCAGAUCUUUGGCCAUGACGACCCCUGAUAGGCAGCUGAUCGCUGAAGUCAUGUUGUUCUCGCAAGGGUUCAGGUCUGCGGAGAAAUUGGCUUGUAAAAUUGUACCGUUCUUUAAGUUGUGUAGCGAACAAUUGUCCAAUCAGUCGCAUUACGAUUUCGGUCUUCGAGCUUUGAAAUCAGUCUUGGUGUCAGCUGGUAAUGUGAAACGUGAUAGAAUUCAACGAAUUAAAGAGCAUAAGAAGAGUUCCGGUGAUUCGAACGUCGAUGAGACUUCUAUCGCCGAAAAUCUGCCAGAACAAGAGAUUUUGAUUCAAUCAGUUUGCGAAACAAUGGUUCCCAAAUUAGUCGCCGAAGAUAUUCCAUUAUUAUUUUCAUUAUUGAACGAUGUCUUCCCAUCUGUGGCUUACUCCAGAGCAGAAAUGACAGGAUUAAAAGAACAAAUCAAGAAAGUGUGCCAAGAAGAAUACCUCGUCUGCGGAGAAGGAGACGAACAAGGAGGUCCGUGGAUGGAAAAGCAUUACAUGGGAAUUACGUGGAUCGAGAAGGUUUUACAACUGUAUCAAAUUUGCAACCUGAAUCACGGUCUCAUGAUGGUCGGACCGAGCGGAUCUGGUAAAUCAACGGCGUGGAGAGUAUUGCUCAAAGCUCUAGAACGGUACGAAGGAAUUGAGGGAAUCGCUCACGUCAUCGAUCCAAAAGCUAUUUCGAAAGAAGCUUUGUAUGGUGUUUUGGAUCCUAAUACCAGAGAAUGGACUGAUGGUCUUUUUACACAUAUUUUAAGAAAAAUCAUCGAUAACGUGAGAGGUGAAAUAAACAAAAGGCAGUGGAUCAUUUUCGACGGAGAUGUGGAUCCUGAAUGGGUUGAGAAUCUUAAUUCCGUUCUCGACGAUAAUAAAUUGCUUACUUUGCCGAAUGGUGAACGUCUUUCGUUACCUCCAAACGUUCGAAUCAUGUUCGAGGUUCAAGAUUUGAAGUACGCCACAUUGGCUACUGUUUCACGUUGUGGUAUGGUAUGGUUCUCGGAAGAUGUCCUAUCAAUUGAAAUGAUAUUUGAAAAUUAUCUAGCCAGAUUACGUAAUAUUCCGUUGGAAGAAACCGACGACGAUAUGUCGUUCACGUCGUUCGUUGUGAAGAAGUCGUCUACUGAGACUUUACUCAACGAAGUGGAGAUUUCGCCUUCGAUGCAGGUUCAACUGGACGUAGCUGCCAUCUUGCAGACUCAUUUCUCUCCCGAUGGAAUUGUAGUAAAGAGUUUAGAAUACGGUAUGAAGCAAGAACAUAUCAUGGAUUUCACGAGACUUCGAGCUUUGAGCUCGUUAUUCUCGAUGUUGAAUCAAAGUGUCAGGAAUAUAUUGCAGUAUAAUCAUAGCCACUCGGAUUUCCCGCUUCAAAGCGAACAACUCGAAGCCUAUGUGCCGAAAAGCCUGGUGUACGCGUUAUUGUGGAGUUUCGCUGGAGAUGCGAAGCUCAAAGUUAGAUCGGAUUUAGGAGAUUUCCUGCGUUCCAUUACGACCAUCCCACUUCCGGCUAUUUCCAGCAAUAUGCCUAUAAUCGAUUACGAAGUGAGCAUAACCGGUGACUGGAAUCCUUGGUCUAAUCGUGUGCCUCAGAUUGAAGUUGAAACGCACAAAGUGGCCGCACCAGAUGUAGUGGUACCAACUUUGGAUACCGUUCGUCACGAAUCCCUUUUAUACACCUGGUUAGCGGAACACAAACCAAUCGUGCUUUGCGGUCCUCCUGGUUCCGGUAAAACGAUGACAUUAUUCUCGGCGUUGAGAGCGUUACCGGACAUGGAAGUAGUUGGAUUGAACUUCUCGUCAGCUACAACUCCGGAACUGUUGCUGAAAACUUUCGAUCACUAUUGCGAGUAUCGUAAGACUCCGAAUGGUAUCAUUUUAUCCCCAGUACAGCUGGGUAAAUGGCUAGUUCUGUUCUGCGAUGAAAUCAAUUUACCCGAUAUGGAUCAGUAUGGCACUCAAAGAGUUAUAUCGUUCUUGAGGCAAUUAGUCGAACAUCGUGGAUUCUUCAGACCAUCGGAUCAAACCUGGGUCACUUUAGAACGUAUCCAGUUCGUUGGUGCUUGUAAUCCACCUACUGAUCCUGGGCGAAAACCAUUAUCGCACAGGUUCUUACGUCAUGUGCCUGUGAUUUACGUCGAUUAUCCAGGAGAGACGUCUUUGAAACAGAUCUACGGUACUUUCAAUAGAGCUAUGUUGAGGCUGACUCCGUCUCUGAGAGGAUUCGCUGAACCUCUUACAAACGCUAUGGUUGAGUUCUACUUGGUAUCGCAGGAAAGAUUUACCCAAGAUAUGCAACCUCAUUACGUGUACUCGCCUCGUGAAAUGACUCGAUGGGUUCGUGGUAUCUGCGAAGCGAUCAGACCUUUGGAGAAUUUAUCUGUCGAAGGAUUGGUCAGAUUAUGGGCUCACGAAGCGUUACGUUUGUUCCAAGAUCGUCUGGUUGACGAAACUGAAAGACGAUGGACGAACGAGAAUAUCGAUCUGGUUGCCAUGAAGCAUUUCCCUACUGCUGAAAAAGAUACUGCUCUGGCUCGACCUAUUUUGUACAGUAAUUGGCUCUCCAAGGAUUACGUUCCGGUUGAUCGUAAGGAGCUGAAGGAAUACGUUAAGGCUAGGCUUAAAGUAUUUUAUGACGAAGAACUCGACGUACCUUUGGUCUUAUUCGAUGAAGUUCUGGAUCACGUUUUGAGGAUCGACAGAAUAUUCAGACAGCCUCAAGGGCAUCUUUUACUGAUCGGUGUGUCCGGUGCAGGAAAAACCACCUUGUCUAGAUUCGUUGCUUUUAUGAAUGGGUUAUCGGUGUUCCAAAUUAGAGUUCAUAAUAAAUACACCAGCGAAGAUUUCGACGAAGAUCUCAGAGCUGUUUUACGCAGAUCUGGAUGUAAAAACGAAAAAAUAGCGUUCAUCUUGGACGAAUCGAAUGUACUAGAGUCCGGAUUCUUGGAAAGGAUGAAUACGCUUUUGGCGAACGGAGAAGUCCCCGGAUUAUUCGAAGGGGACGAAUACAGCACUCUGAUGACUCAAUGCAAAGAGGGCGCUCAACGCGAAGGAUUAAUGUUAGACUCGAACGAAGAACUCUACAAAUGGUUCACCGGACAAGUGAUGAAGAAUUUACACGUCGUCUUCACCAUGAACCCAUCUUCGGAAGGAUUAAAAGAUCGCGCAGCUACAUCGCCUGCUUUGUUUAAUCGUUGCGUAUUGAACUGGUUCGGUGACUGGUCCGAUACCGCUUUGUUCCAAGUAGGAAAAGAAUUCACGUGCAGAUUGGAUUUGGACGGUCCGGCCAGUUGGAAGGUGCCAGAUUUCUUCCCAUCUGCGUGCAGCAUGGUUUCGUCAACUCCUACUCAUCGUAACGCUGUGGUCAAUGCUUUCGUAUACAUUCACCAAACGCUGCAUAAGGCUAAUGCCAGGCUCGUGAAAAGAGGCAGUCGCACGAUGGCCAUCACACCGAGACAUUAUCUCGAUUUUAUUAAUCAUUUCGUUAAACUACACCGCGAAAAAUGCUCCGAACUGGAGGAACAACAACUGCAUUUGAACGUCGGGUUGAGUAAAAUCGCCGAAACCGUAGAACAAGUCGAAGAAAUGCAAAAAUCAUUGGCAGUCAAAUCACAAGAACUGCAAGUUAAAAACGAAGCAGCCAACGCUAAACUCAAACAAAUGGUCAAAGAUCAACAAGAAGCCGAAAAGAAAAAAGUACAAUCGCAAGAGAUCCAGAACGAAAUCGAUAAACAAACCAUACAAAUUUCUCAAAAACAGGAACACGUCAAAGCUGAUCUGGCUCAAGUCGAACCCGCUGUCAUCGAUGCUCAACAAGCUGUCAAAGAGAUCAAGAAACAACAACUGGUCGAAGUCAGAAGCAUGGCUAAUCCUCCGGCCGUCAUAAAAGUCGCCUUGGAAUCAAUUUGUUUGCUUUUGGGGGAAACUGCCAACGACUGGAAGGCUAUUCGAGCUGUCGUAAUGAGAGAAAACUUCAUUAAUUCCAUCGUGUACUUCGAUACCGAAAGCAUCACGGACGAAGUACGAGAGAAAAUGCACUCCAAGUAUCUUAAUAAUCCGGAUUACUCGUUCGAAAAAGUCAACAGAGCUAGUAUGGCUUGUGGUCCUAUGGUUAAAUGGGCUGUAGCUCAGAUAAGCUACGCUGAUAUGUUGAAAAAAGUCGAACCUUUGCGAGAUGAAUUGAAAUCUUUAGAGUUACAAGCCGAAGAAAAUAAACAAAAGGGUGAAGAAAUGAAGGCACUCAUUACCCAAUUGGAAAAAAGUAUUUCGGCCUAUAAAGAAGAAUACGCUUUGCUCAUCUCUCAAGCAACCGCCAUCAAAACUGAUCUAGAGAAUGUUCAAGCGAAGGUUGAUCGAUCAAUCGCCUUAUUAAAAUCGUUAGGAAUCGAACGUGAAAGAUGGGAAGCCACCAGUGAAACGUUUAAAUCGCAAAUGGCCACGAUUAUCGGAGACGUUCUCCUUUCUUCGGCAUAUUUAGCCUACGCUGGAUAUUUCGAUCAGCACUAUCGUACCAACUUAUUCUCAGCCUGGAGCCACCAUCUGACUCAAGCAGGUAUACAAUACAGGCCAGAUAUCGCCUUGACCGAGUAUCUGUCUAAUCCGGACGAAAGAUUGAGAUGGCAAGCGAAUGCUUUACCUGCUGAUGAUUUGUGUACUGAGAAUGCCAUCAUGUUGAAGCGCUUCAACCGUUACCCGUUGAUAAUCGAUCCAUCAGGACAAGCCACCGAAUUCAUAUUGAACGAAUAUAAAGAUAGGAAAAUCACCAAGACCAGUUUCUUGGACGAUUCGUUCCGUAAGAACUUAGAAUCAGCGUUACGAUUCGGUAAUCCGCUCCUCGUACAGGAUGUGGAAAAUUACGACCCUAUCUUGAAUCCAGUCCUGAAUCGCGAACUUCGCAGAACCGGUGGUCGUGUCUUGAUCACGUUAGGAGACCAAGAUAUCGAUUUAUCGCCAUCGUUCGUUAUAUUCUUAUCGACCAGAGACCCUACGGUCGAAUUCCCACCGGAUAUUUGCUCCAGAGUGACGUUCGUCAACUUCACCGUGACCAGAUCGUCUUUGCAGAGCCAGUGCUUGAAUAAAGUGCUGAAAGCAGAACGACCAGAUAUCGAUACCAAACGAUCAGAUUUAUUGAAGUUGCAAGGUGAAUUCCAUUUACGUUUGAGACAAUUGGAAAAAUGCCUGCUGCAGGCGUUGAACGAAGCUAAAGGUAAAAUAUUAGACGAUGAUUCGGUUAUUACCACCUUGGAGACGCUGAAACAAGAAGCAGCCGAUAUUAGCAAAAAAGUCGAAGAAACUGAUAAAGUCAUCGCCGAAAUUGAAACCGUAUCGUUGCAAUAUAAACCUUUAUCUCAGGCUUGCAGUAAUAUGUAUUUCACGAUGGAUACCCUCAACCAGAUCCAUUUCCUGUACCAAUCUUCGUUGAAAUUCUUCUUGGAUAUAUUCAGUUCAGCGUUAUUGUCCAACGAGAAGCUGAAAACGGUCACAGAUUACGCAGCUAGAUUAAAUAUCAUCACUAAAGAUUUAUUCUCGAUUUGUUACGAACGAGUCGCUCGAGGUAUGCUGCACAACGACCGGCUUACUUUAGCUUUACUGCUGUGUAAAAUACAUUUGAAAGGAGUCCACACCGAACCCAGUUUGGAUGCGGAAUUCCAGUUCUUCCUUCGAGGCAAAGAAGGUGUCCUGAAUACCAAACCUCCUGCGAUCGAAGGGUUAAAUCAAGAACAGCUCGAAGCCAUGAUAAGAUUAUCGACGAGGCUUCCGGCGUUCAGAAAUUUACCGCAGAAAAUCCAAGAAAUGCCGGAAUUUGGCGCUUGGCUCCAACAAGGCACCCCGGAACAAUGCGUACCUCAGCUUUGGGACGAGAAAAAGCAACUUAGCGCCAUCGGUACCGCAAUGUAUCAACUUUUGAUUAUCCAAGCAUUUAGAGCUGAUCGUGCCAUAGCAGCUGCUCACAUAUUCGUCGACACGGUGUUGGGCGAAGAGUUCAUGAUGUCUGCCGAAAGAGAAUUGAAUUUGAGUAAGAUUGUCGAAGAAGAUAUACGUGCCAAUGUACCCGUAUUGUUGUGUUCGGUGCCCGGAUACGAUGCUUCGGGCAGAGUCGAUGAUUUGGCUGCCGAACUCGGUAAACAGAUCGCAUCCAUCGCUAUUGGAUCGGCUGAAGGGUUUAAUCAAGCUACCAAUGUUAUUAAUGCGGCUGUUCGUACUGGAAAAUGGGUAUUGCUCAAGAACGUUCACCUAGCUCCUCAGUGGUUAGUGCAGCUCGAAAAGAAACUCCAUAGUUUGCAACCUCAUACCAACUUCAGGCUGUUCUUGACUAUGGAAAUGAAUCCCAAAGUACCAGUCAAUUUGCUCCGAGCUGGUCGUAUAUUCGUGUUCGAACCACCGCCCGGUAUAAAAGCUAAUUUAUUGAGAACUUUCAGCACCGUUUCGGCUUCUCGUAUGAUGAAAAUACCCAACGAAAGAGCCAGACUGUACUUCUUGUUAGCCUGGUUCCAUGCCAUUGUUCAAGAACGUCUCAGAUACGUGCCAUUAGGAUGGUCGAAGUAUUACGAAUUCAACGAAUCGGAUCUUCGUGUUGCUUGCGAUACUUUGGAUACGUGGAUUGAUGCUACUGCCAUGGGAAGAACUAACCUGCCACCGGAAAAAGUACCUUGGGAUGCCCUGGUAACCUUAUUAUCUCAAUGCAUUUACGGUGGUAAAAUCGAUAACGAUUACGAUCAACGUCUGCUAUCAUCCUUCUUGUCGAAAUUAUUCACGGCGAGAAGUUUCGAAAGCGAUUUCGCCCUGGUCGCCAACGUAGACGGAGUAGCCGGCGGUCCUGGUGGUAAUAGACACAUAACGAUGCCAGACGGAUCGAGAAGAGAUCAUUUCUUGGCUUGGAUUGAAAAUCUAUCCGAUAGACAAACCCCGUCUUGGCUAGGAUUACCUAAUAAUGCUGAAAAGGUGCUAUUGACAACCAGAGGUACUGAUUUGGUGAGCAAGUUAUUAAAAAUGCAACAGCUCGAAGACGAAGAUGAAUUGGCGUACUCGGCCGAAGAAACGGCCCGAAUCAGCGAUGACGAGAAGCACGUCGAUGGAAGACCAUCCUGGAUGAAAACGUUGCAUAAUUCGGCCAGCACUUGGUUGCAAUUGUUGCCGGAAUCGUUACAGACGCUGAAAAGAACAGCCGAAAACAUCAAAGAUCCGUUGUACCGAUACUUCGAACGCGAGGUCAACUCUGGCUCGAAAUUACUCAAAGACGUGAUCCACGAUCUAGACGACGUUGUUUUAAUCUGCCAAGGAGAUAAAAAGCAAACCAAUUAUCAUCGAGCCAUGCUCAGCGACUUGGUCAAAGGUAUCAUACCGAGUAGCUGGAGAAGAUACACGGUGCCUCGAGGAUGUACCGUUAUCCAAUGGAUCACCGAUUUCAGUGAGAGAAUCAAACAACUGCAGCAAGUUUCUCAGCUCGUUUCGAAAGGAGCUCAACAGAUUAAGACUUUCCCUGUUUGGCUGGGAGGAUUGUUGAAUCCAGAAGCUUAUAUUACAGCUACGAGGCAGUGUAUCGCUCAGGCAAAUAAUUGGUCGCUGGAGGAGCUCGUUUUGGAUGUGACUAUCACCGAUUCGAAUAGCGUUGAGAAGAAUAUGCUGGAUGAGUGCAGUUUCGGUGUUACCGGAUUAAAAUUACAAGGAGCUCAGUGUCGCAAUAACCAGCUUUUACUUACCUCGACCAUAAUGACCGAGCUUCCGUUGAUUCUUCUGCGUUGGACCAGAGCUUCCACUACUUCUGUAAUGGACGCAUCAAAACGAGGCAAGCUAUCGCUACCAGUCUAUUUGAAUUCCACUCGUACCGAACUUCUAUUCACAAUCGAUUUGAACAUCGCCUCUGGUCAAGACCAUCAUAGCUUCUACGAACGCGGAGUCGCAAUUUUAACAUCGACCGCGUUAAAUUAGUCUUUAUAUUUUAAUAUCUCUAUUUCUGUGUCAAGUCGUCGAGCAUUUAUAAAUGUUUUACGUUUUUACGCAUUUUUUCGCUCUUCUUUUUUUUAGCAUAAUUUAUUACAUUAUUAUAUUUUUAUAUUAUUUAAUGCGCAUCGUUUAAUCAAAAAAAAAAUCGCGUUUUUAUACGUAUAUAAAACAAGUAUGAAGGAUCCUCUGGAAAGAAUUUCCUACGCUCAAUAGCUUGGUGUUUUUAUUUGUAUUUUUAUUUAGGUAAAUUGUUAAUAAUAAAUUAACAUUCCACUACAGUAUACUCGUAAUUUGUGAUUAACAUCGUAGAAAAAGUAUGAAUAUUUAUGUUACUCUAUUAUUCGUGUUGUAUUUUUUUUUGUCUAUGUGGUAUUCUUGUUUUUUUUUUCAAAUUUUUUUUUCUUCGGUUGUCAAGUUGUCCAAAGAUUAUCGUUUAUCGAACGAAUGUAUUACUAAUCGUGUUGUAAUUUAUUAUGGAUAAAUGCUUUUUAUUA